This is a messenger RNA of Sphaerulina musiva SO2202, 240 nucleotides long. RefSeq lists its product as uncharacterized. The record is from RefSeq and is a predicted model, not a curated record. The coding region runs from base 1 to 240 and encodes 79 amino acids. The transcript has 2 exons. Lineage: Eukaryota; Fungi; Ascomycota; Dothideomycetes; Mycosphaerellales; Mycosphaerellaceae.
AUGCAAGGCGCCUGGACACUAUUUUCGCUGCUAGCGAUAGCUGCCGCACUACCAAUAGAAGGCGGCAUCAAGACGGGCCAGGAUUUGAAGCCACGGGCAGCUGAAGUUGACACACCUGCCGGAGUGCAAAUCGUGAAGCGCACCGACAACAGCGAAAAGAAGAGAAGUGGCCUCGCCAAAUUCGCUUUCUACGAUGAACCUUUGUUCUAUCCGGGCGCAUAUCCAGAAGAGCAGAAGUGA